Messenger RNA from Pipistrellus nathusii (Nathusius's pipistrelle), 1353 nucleotides. Lineage: Eukaryota; Metazoa; Chordata; Mammalia; Chiroptera; Vespertilionidae. The record is from the annotation of a GenBank genome assembly.
AUGGAGCCUGUGAGCCCCCUGAAGCCAGCCGAGCCGAGGGACAGGAAGCUCAGCAUACAUGUCGUGACAUGGAAUGUGGCCUCUGCAGCUCCCCCUGUGGACCUUGAUAGUCUCCUUCAGCUGGACAACCAGGGCCCGAACCUGGACAUGUAUGUCAUCGGUUUGCAGGAAAUGAACUGUGGGAUCAUGAGCCUCCUUUCUGACACUGCCUUUGAAGACCCAUGGAGCAGAUUCUUCAUGGAUGUGCUUUCCCCUCUCAGCUUCAUCAAGGUCUCCUCUGUCCGCAUGCAGGGGCUCCUCUUACUGGUCUUCGCCAAGUGUCAGCAUUUGCCCUUCAUCCAGAUCCUCUGUGCUAAAUCCACACCCACUGGCCUCUUCGGGUACUGGGGGAACAAAGGAGGCGUCAACAUCUGCCUGAGGCUUUAUGGCUAUUAUGUCAGCAUCAUCAACUGCCACCUGCCCCCCCACCUGGCCAACAAUGACCAGCGGCUGGAGCACUUUGACUGGAUCCUGGAGAUGCAGAAUUUUGAGGAACCUGAUAUCCCCAACAUCCUGGACCAUGACCUCAUUGUCUGGUUUGGAGACAUGAACUUUCGGAUCGAGGACUUCGGGUUGCACUUUGUUCGGGAAGCCGUAAAGAGUCAGAGCUACAGUGACCUGUGGGAGAAGGACCAGCUCAGCAUCGCCAAGAGAUGCGACACGCUGCUCCGGGAGUUCCAGGAGGGCCCCCUGCUCUUCCCGCCCACCUACAAGUUUGACAAGAACUCCGACAACUAUGACACCAGUGAGAAAAAACGCAAGCCGGCAUGGACUGACCGGAUCCUGUGGAGGUUGAAGCGGCAGCCCCACACGGACUCCUGUACCCCAAGGCUGCCGGCCCCCGACUUCUCCCUGUCUCUGAGGAGCUACGUCAGCCACAUGAUGUACACCAUCAGUGACCAUAAACCCGUCACGGGCACCUUCGACUUGGAGCUGAAGCCGUUGGUAUCUGUCCCACUGAUCACCCUGAAGCCAGAGGGCCUGUGGACCGUGGGGAAUGCUAUGCUUAUCAACUACUCUUUGACCCAGGACUUUCCCAGCAGCCCCUGGGACUGGAUUGGACUGUACAAGGUGGGGCUUCGCCACAUUAAGGACUACGUGUCCUAUGUCUGGGUCAGGGACAACCAGGUCUCCUUCAGCAACGGGUUGAACCAGGUUUAUAUCAACAUGAGCGAUAUUCCCGAGACUGAAGAUCAGUUUCUCCUCUGUUACUAUAGCAACCGUCUGCAUUCCGUGGUGGGGAUAAGCAGUCCGUUCAAGAUCCAAGCCUUCUUGAAGGAGGACCCGCUGGGUGAAGUCCAACCACAGAUCUGA